ACACACACACACACACACACACACACACACACACCCCCCGAGUCCUUGGCCCUGCCUGCCUAUAUCUCUGUGCACAGCCUCUUACGAUACUGGUCUUUCCGUUGUUACCUUUUUCAGGUGCGUCACACUGACCUGAACCAGGCUCCAGAACCAGGCUGAAGAUCGCCACAUCCCAGUCGUGCUGCAGCUGUGGAGGAUGGCCACCUCGAAGCUCCUGUGUCGACUAGAGAGGGUGUGCACACAUCUGCGCCCAGGCUGCAGAGUGAGCCUGGCCGCCGCGCACUCUGUGCAGAAGGGGAAGGUCAGCGUCCAGUCUACUGGCGUCAGGUGUCUCGUACCACAGAUCGCCACCCGUCUCCUUUCCAGCUCAGCUGCCAGAGCAGCAAAGUUCUACAGUGAUCCUACAGAGGCGGUUAAGGACAUCCGGGAUGGAUCCACACUGCUGGUGGGAGGGUUUGGUCUCUGUGGCAUCCCAGAGAACCUGAUCGGCAGCUUGCUGAAGACUGGGGUGAAGCAGCUCACAGCCGUGAGCAACAAUGCUGGGGUGGACAACUUUGGACUGGGACUACUGUUGAAGACCAAGCAGAUCAAGCGCAUGGUGUCCUCCUACGUAGGGGAGAAUGUUGAGUUCGAAAGGCAGUACCUGGCUGGGGAGCUCGAGGUGGAGCUCACGCCCCAGGGCACCCUAGCAGAGAGGAUCCGGGCAGGAGGAGCGGGCAUCCCAGCCUUUUUCACAGCCACGGGCUACGGCACGCUCAUCCAGGAGGGAGGCUCGCCCAUCAAGUACAACAAGGACGGCAGCGUGGCCAUUGCCAGCGAGAAGAGAGAGGUCCGCGAGUUCAACGGGCAGCACUACGUCAUGGAGAGGGCCAUCACCGGUGACUUCUCCCUCAUCAAAGCCUGGAAGGCAGACAGAGCUGGAAACAUUGUCUUUAGGAAGACGGCGAGGAACUUCAACCAGCCCAUGUGCAAAGCAGCCAAGGUGACCAUUGUUGAGGUGGAAGAGGUGGUGGAUGUUGGGACGUUCGCCCCAGAAGACAUCCACGUACCCAGCAUCUAUGUGGACCGCAUUGUGAAGGGGACCAGCUAUGAGAAGAGGAUCGAGAAGCGCACGGUGCAGAAGAAGGAGGAGAAGCCCAAGCCCAAGAAGGAGUCGGACCUACUCCGGGAGCGAAUCAUCCGGCGGGCGGCGCUCGAGUUUGAAGAUGGAAUGUAUGCCAACCUGGGAAUCGGGAUCCCGAUGUUGGCCAGUAACUUUAUCAGCCCUGAGAUCACAGUGCACCUGCAGAGUGAGAAUGGCAUUAUGGGAUUGGGUCCUUACCCCACAGAAAACCAGGUGGAUGCAGAUCUCAUCAAUGCUGGUAAAGAGACAGUCACAGUGCUCCCCGGAUCUGCCUACUUCUCCAGCGAUGAGUCCUUUGCCAUGAUCAGGGGAGGACACGUCAACCUGACCAUGCUGGGGGCCAUGCAGGUGUCUCGCUACGGUGACCUGGCCAACUGGAUGAUCCCGGGAAAGAUGGUGAAGGGAAUGGGUGGGGCCAUGGACCUCGUGGCCAGUGCUGGAACCAAAGUGGUCGUCACCAUGGAGCACUCCGCCAAGGGCGGCAAGCACAAAAUCCUGGAGAAAUGCAUCUUGCCGCUCACGGGGAAGCAGUGCGUGGACAGGAUCAUCACGGAGAAGGCUGUCUUCGAUGUGGACAAGAAGAAGGGCCUCACCCUCAUCGAGCUUUGGGAGGGGAUAACGGUGGACGAUAUCAGGAAGUGCACUGGUGCAGAGUUUGAUGUGUCUCCAAACCUGGAGCCGAUGAAGCAAAUCUGAAAUUUCUAGAAGCCCGCCGGGUGUAACGCUGUGCACAAUGAUUGCAAGGUGACAUAGGGUUAUUAAAACCACACCGUUACUGUACAGAAGCUCUGUCCUGUUACCUGGCUUCCGUCACCCAGACACACCGACGCACACUGGGCACAUGGAGACAUGUCCCUGUGCAGCCCUGCAGAUGGGAGACCAUCACCCCCCAUGUCCUUGGUUCACAGUGUGCUGCACAGUACUGGGGGGUAGACUUGGGGGAAGGGGCAGCUUAUUUUUCAGAGCUGAUAAAUAUGAUAAAUAAAAAGCUGUGUAACGACA
This is a messenger RNA of Scleropages formosus (Asian bonytongue), 2125 nucleotides long. RefSeq names its product succinyl-CoA:3-ketoacid coenzyme A transferase 1, mitochondrial-like. Gene Ontology annotation, biological process: ketone body catabolic process. Gene Ontology annotation, cellular component: mitochondrion. The coding region runs from base 197 to 1819 and encodes 540 amino acids. The record is from RefSeq and is a predicted model, not a curated record. Gene Ontology annotation, molecular function: succinyl-CoA:3-oxo-acid CoA-transferase activity. The transcript is spliced from 17 exons. NCBI's taxonomy places the organism in Eukaryota, Metazoa, Chordata, Actinopteri, Osteoglossiformes, Osteoglossidae.